This is a messenger RNA of Anopheles nili, 4178 nucleotides long. Its product is annotated as histone-lysine N-methyltransferase SETD1A-like. The transcript has 4 exons. Lineage: Eukaryota; Metazoa; Arthropoda; Insecta; Diptera; Culicidae. The record is from RefSeq and is a predicted model, not a curated record. The coding region runs from base 551 to 4006 and encodes 1151 amino acids.
ACCAAACCAUCGCUGCGUGUUGUGGGACGGGCAUGAGUGUGAAUGAAGAGGGGUGAGAGAGAGAGAGAGAGAGAAAAAACACACGCACGCAAUCCAGCUUCCUCCGCAAAACGGUUGGAUUUCGGUUCAUCGUAAAAAACCCCAACGUGAGGCUCUUUCGAUUGCGGGUUCAAAAAAAAAACAAAAAGAGAAAAACAAAAGCCCCAAAGUGCAAGUGAAAGUAAUCAACCCGCAAUCCUCCCGUUCCAGGUUUUGUUCCAAUGUGUGUGAGUGUGUGGUGUGAUUAAAGGAGAGAGGGAGAGGAAAAAAAACCCAAAAAUAAAGUGAAUAAAUCAAACAUAGCCUACUAAAGCAACACCCAGCAUUCAUACUGCCUUCGGUGUGCGUGAAGUGUGUCUGUGUGUUUCCUUAGUAACCGUCGAGGAGGGGUGAGGGUGUGUGGUGCCAGACGGGGUGUAGCUAGGGCGUAGGGCACAAACCCCUUGUGUGUGUGUGUGCUCGCACAUAUAAACCAGCGGCCCGAGGCGGACAGGAAGCGCACACAUAAACAAUGGCCGAAUCUCAACAUUCAACACCAUCACCGGAGGAACCACGACGAGUUGCUGCUGAUUCCCUGCCGGCCGCCUCAACACCCAACAACAGCAACGACAACAACGACGACGACGAAGACCCUUCAACGGCCCUCCAGCAAGGGUUGGCAGCAGCAACAAAAGAACCGGUGGAACCAGCAGAGCAACCCGUGCUGGUGGCGGAGGUGGUGAAGGGUGAAGACACGCUGACGAGUGAAGGGGAGCGCCAGGAGGAGUCACAGAAGGCGCCACCAUCACCGUCGUCGUCGUCGUCGUCGUCGUCGUCGGUAACCAAGGAGCAAGCAGCAGCAGCAGCAGCAGCAGUAGCCGAUGGUGAUGAAGCUGACGUUAGUGCAACUGCUGCUGACGUGGCUGUUGCUGCCGCUGAUGGUGAUGAGCGUCACGAUGAACCAAAGAUGGCGCUGGCGAUGGGUGCGAACGAGCAGGCUGAGGGUAGGAAACGUUCGCAGGAUCAGAGUAGGCGCAGUACCAGCAGACGGAGCAGUAGCAGCAGCACCAGUAGCAGCACUAGUAGCAGCAGUAACAGCAGCAGUAGUUCCAACAGUUCCAGCAGCAGUUCCAGCAGCAGUGGCAAUAGCACGAGCGUGGCUGCGAAUAGUAGCAGUAGUAACGGCGAGGAUUGUGAGGGAGCUAGUGCGGCGAAGAAGCUGAAGCUGGAGGCCGGGAUGGAAGAGGUAGCUGGGGGUGGAGGUGACGGAGCGCAAGCAGAAGAAGUUGCGUCCUCCGGCAGAAGGUUGUCGGUUGAGGGGAACACAGCAGCUUCGGUGUCUUGUGGUGAGACGCAGGUGGAACCGGAACGCGAGCGGGAACCGGAAGCUGUGCAGAUGGUGGAGCCGGUGGAAGAGGAAACGAAGCCAGCACCUUCCCUACCACCACCACCACCUGCGGGGAGCUCAUCUUCACCAACACCUGCGCACGAGAGCUCGGUGAACGAUGGGGAAGAGAAGGGCUGCGAGGAGGUGUCUGCACUGUUACCAGCACCUUCUCCACCACCUCCACCACCCACACCACCACCUCCUCCUCUUCCUCCAUCAACGGUGCUACCACCACCCCCUCCCCCACCUCCGCCACCACCAGCACUCCCACCUCCAGCAGUUCCUGCACCACCGCCAGCGACGCGGCCAGUUCCGAUCGGAAAAGUGCCAACGGUGGCGCCAGUUAUCGAGAAACCGGAUUCGGCCCGUCUGACGGCGGAUCUGCAGAGUUGCCAACGCCAGCUAGCUGAGGUCCGCUCGAAGUACGACGUCACGCGCAAGGAGCUGCACGCAACGAAGCGCAAGCUGAAACGCCUCACGGUGCGUUUAAACGGACCGGGCACUGGUGGUACCGGGGCAGGCGGGGCAGCAGGUGGCACCACGGACAGCGGCUCACCGCACACGCUGGCCGGGCUGGGUUCAUCGGAUGAGGACCGCAACCGGAAGUGGCGCGAACCGAUGAUACUAGCGGCGAUGAAGAUCAAGGGCGCGAUGGGCAUUCAGGCGUACAAAUCGCUCAUCAAGGACGGUGAGCUGUUGCUGCCGAGUUUGCGUACCAUCACGCGGUACCUGGAGUCCCUGCGGAAGUCGGGCAGUGCGGGGGCAGCGGUGGCGGCUGCCCUUGUGAGUGCGGGUGUGACUACGAAAGGGCGCACGAUGGAGUUGGACGAGGUGGCCGGUGAGGAUGAGGAGGAUGAGGAAGAGGAGGAGGAGUACGGGGAGGAGGAUGAGGAGGAGGUGCGCCGGCGGGUGGAGCCGGGAGUGCGACGGAAGAUGGCCAAAUCGAAUGGAGCAAGCGGACCGGCGCGAACGGUCGAUCACAAUCGGAACGAGCAGCGACGACUUCCGGGUUAUCAUGGGGCGGCGGAUAUGCAGCUUCCGGAAAUUAAGACCGAACAGCAGGAUCCUGUUAGCUUUACGGCGUCUCCCGACAUAAACUAUUAUCAACAAACCGCAGAUGACGAUGACGAGGACGAGGAUGGUUACCAGAAUGCGGCCUCACUGCUAGCCGGAUGUCGAUACGGUUCGACCGGCGGAAUGAACGGAGAAGACGGUGGCUACGCGUACGGCCAAUCUGGCCAACAACAGCAAACACUGUCUCAGGCGCAAAUCGAAUUCCUCAAAUCGAUGGUGGGCUUCCGGAAGAAGUGGACACCGUACGAACUGCGGACGUGCAACGAGAUCCGGCGUAUCAUCGGCAGCCGGGAGUACGAUUCGUUGCGCAAAAACGACGGCAUGCCACUGCCGAGCGUGAAAACGUUGCGCAAGUACCGACACGCAGCUCAUCUGCCGGAUGGUAUCGACGUGAUGGGCCGGAAACGGAAGAACCACGAGCUUGAGGAUUCACCUCCACUGUCGGCCACAGGUCAGCAGCAGCACCGGUCAGAAACACGACCCAGAGGAACCGCCAGGCUCCUUUUCCCAUUCGGCAACGACUCCGACAAGGAGCAACUCAAACCGGAACAUGGCAGUGGGCCCUUUGACGUGGGUGUGCUGACACUGCCACAGAUCAGCUUCCUACAGACGCUGACCAUGAACACGAAGGGCUUUUCCGACUACGAGUUGCAGCGAUCGCUAGAGUUGAAGAACGAGCUGGGAAGCGGGAACUAUGAGGCGUUGCGUAAGCAGGAGUUUCUUAACAUUCCUACGCUCGCGAUGUUGACGCGAUACGAGCAGGAUAAUGGGCUCGAGGAUUUGUCGCGGUUGAUGAGCGCUGGUGGCCGUCAAGCGCAUGGACCGGUGGCGGACGACGAUGACGUGCGGCGGAAGCGACUGAAGCGCCGUGAGGAAGACGCCGCCAGUGAGCAGGAACGUCGAGCUCGGGAAUUGCAGGAACAGCAAGGGCGCGAGCAGCAACAGCAGCAGGAGCAAGAACAGCAAAGGCAGCUUGAGCUGUACAAUCGGUUGACGCAGGCGGAUCCUUCGCGCCAUCCGUUGUUCGAUAGUAUCGCGGGAGAUGCAUCCCCAACGGAGGGUGCGGAUCCGGCAGCGACGGCGGCAGCCCUUGCGGCAGCGAUGGCUGCGGCAGCGGCGGCAGGAUUGCAUCCUUCCCAGCUGGAGCACCUGAAUGGGAGUGCGACAGCAGGGGAUGAUUCGUCGUUGAGCAUUUUCGAACAUCAUUCGAUCUUCGACAAGGAUACGCCGUCGUUCGACAUGAGCAAGUUGUCGCCGGCGCACGUCGAGUUUCUUAACACACUGCCGGAGAACCCGAAGCGAUGGACGCAGGAGAUGAUCAAUUCGGCGCUUGACAUUAAGAACGAGAUCGGUACGCGGGAUUAUGAGAUCCUGCGCCGGCAGGGUAUCCCGUUGCCGGCCGCUCGGACGCUCCGUCGUCACAAGGACAUUCGGAAUAAGGCGGACCGGGCGAUGAGCGAGACGGGUGAAAUCUUGCCGGCGGGAGGAGGUGUGGCCACUGCGGGUGUCGUUGGUGGCAGUGGUUAAAUGCAGCGUGGAUGUGUGUGCGCGUGUGUGAUGCGAUCCCGUUCAUCCUUUCACUCUCUAUAUCCUUUCGAUUUUCCCGGACCGCUUGAGUGGUGGAUUUCCGGGAGACGACUAAGUAAAUGUACCUGUGCCAGAUAUGUUUUUUUUCUUAAACAAUUAGUUGCAUCGAAUA